Sesamum indicum (sesame) is the source of this 1357-nucleotide messenger RNA. RefSeq names its product mRNA-decapping enzyme subunit 2. Gene Ontology annotation, cellular component: cytoplasm. Gene Ontology annotation, biological process: nuclear-transcribed mRNA catabolic process, nonsense-mediated decay; deadenylation-dependent decapping of nuclear-transcribed mRNA. NCBI's taxonomy places the organism in Eukaryota, Viridiplantae, Streptophyta, Magnoliopsida, Lamiales, Pedaliaceae. The record is from RefSeq and is a predicted model, not a curated record. Gene Ontology annotation, molecular function: 5'-(N(7)-methylguanosine 5'-triphospho)-[mRNA] hydrolase activity; manganese ion binding; RNA binding.
AUAUUUAUGUAUACAUAGUUGCAGAGCGUAGAAAUUGAAGGUUGAGGAGUGGGAUUGAAAAAAGAAUGAGUGGUGGGCUUCAUCGAUCUUCCAGUGCUCCUUCCAAGAAUGCCCUACCUCCUCAGGAGCUCCUCGACGAUCUCUGCAGCCGUUUUGUCCUGAAUGUACCUAAAGAAGACCAGCAGUCUUUUGAGAGGAUUUUGUUUCUUGUGGAGUAUGCACAUUGGUUUUAUGAAGAUAACUCCGUCGAAAAGAACCCUUCCUUGAAGUCAUUAACUUUGAAGGAAUUUACUUCUUUAUUGUUUAACAACUGUGAUGUUCUAAAACCAUAUGUUGCCCAUAUAGAUGACAUAUUCAAGGACUUCACUUCAUAUAAAGUUCGAGUUCCAGUGACGGGGGCCAUUAUACUGGAUGAAACUUAUGAACGGUGCUUGCUAGUGAAGGGAUGGAAAGGGUCUAGUUGGAGCUUUCCCCGUGGAAAAAAGAGCAAAGAUGAGGAAGACCAUAAGUGUGCUAUUAGAGAAGUCCUUGAGGAAACAGGUUUUGAUGUUUCAAAACUUCUUAACAAAGACGAGUACAUUGAAAUGAUCUUUGGACAGCAGAGAGUGAGACUGUACAUAGUUGCUGGGGUGAAAGAUGACACAGCCUUUGCUCCACUCACUAAGAAAGAGAUAAGUGAGAUUGCAUGGCAGCGAAUUGACGAACUCCGACCGACAAAUGAUGAUGUCAUAUCUCGUGGGAUUACCGGCCUUAAACUCUAUAUGGUUGCUCCAUUUUUGGCGUCUUUGAGGUCAUGGAUUUCGGUGCAUCCACCUCCUGUAGCACCUAGAUCUGAUAAUCCUCGGAAAGGAAUUACUGUGUGGAAGGCAAAAAACAGUUCUAUUGGAAACAGCUCCAUAGCAGCCGAGAACCAGCCAAGUAAAGCAGUGGCUGACAUGUAUCAUCCUCCUGACACAUUCCCAGUAAGGAGCUUUCUUAACUUCCGGUUUGAUACUGGUCCAAUAUUGCAAGCAGUGGAUGCUGCAUUUUCUACUUGAUAGUGAUCUUAUGCUCUAUCUAAAGUAUUUCCGUGCACAUAAGUUUGGCCUCUGAAUAUUCUUACCCCCUUAGUGAUAGCAGUUAUAGUGCCUGUUGGUAACCAUAGACUAGUUGCUGUUUGUUUUGUUAUGUACAUUCGGACUGUAGACAUCGUGCUGAAUACGUCAGUCUUCUUAUGGGCUUCUUUAGUUUCUAGAAUCAGUUGCGAUAGUUUCAAUCUGUAUAAUCUUGUUAUAGCAUAUGGGUCAUAUUUGGACAGGAUCCCCUCUGUUUUCCUUCAGUUUGUUUAUAUUUUAAAUGCUCCAACUUUUUCUGGGGA